UGGCACAGGUAAAUGGCAAAUGCCUGUAUGACCACUGUUUUGUUGUUCGUACAUGUACUUAUAGAGCAAAGAGUCAGUGACUGGCCUGCAUCCUUAUUUGGCACGUAAAUUCAUUUUUUCCUACAGUGGUAAAGCAAACACAGGAUGUACCAAAUCAUGUUUUCAUUUAUUCACUUGAUCAAAAUUAAUAUCUGAACUUGUUUCAUGUUUUAUAUGAUCAUGUUUGUUGCAAAGUAGGUCAAUAAGGAUAGUAUGAUUGUAGCUUAAACAACAUGGGCCAGGUUGCCAGGCAGGUAGAAGUCUGAAAACUUUGACACAUACUAGCUUUCUCAAACCUUCUCUUUGUCUUUUUGAUGUUCUCAGGGCCGCUGGUGAAAUUUGCUCAUACAGGAAUAUCAACAAGGGAAUUGUUGGUUCGCAAAACAUCAGAUAUAGAAGCUGUACAAUAUUCUUUACAAAAUGUUUGGUAUCACAUCAGCAAGUCAAAGUUCCAAGCGUUUCCUGUCUACACCGGUGAAACUUCAGAUAAUCUGUAUACUGUACGGGAUCCUAAUGACAGUUUGGUUACUGAAGACCAGUACCACUGGGGUGACGUUUGUGACAACAACGGCGAAUAAAACUUGCCCAGUAUCAACUGGUAAUUUAACUAGAGAUGCUGAAAGCCAACAGAACAUUCAAGCAAUAACGACAUGGAGAAAGACAGUGGCACUUUCUGCAACUCCAAAAUCAGUUACAAGCAGACGGAAAUUCCAAGUCUUUCUACAAUUUCUCAGUUUAAACUCCAGAACGAUCAGGAAGUACAAAGAGAACUACCCUGGGUUGAUUCAUAACCACUUUCUGCCAGUUCUCUCCAGCACACAGAAAAGGAUAUUUCGAGAACUUAUGGAAAACUUCCACAAAAUCUGCAGUGUCCACGGCAUUACCUACAUUCUCUAUGCUGGUUCUUUACUUGGGUCUUACCGUCACCAUGGUAUGGUUCCCUGGGAUGACGACAUUGACGUCCUCAUCAACAUGACACAGUCAAGAAAACUCUACCAUGCCGUGGAACUCAUCAAACCGCAUUUCUACUUAUGUACAUUACAGAAGCAUCGAUGGAAAUUUUAUUCCAGUUUAUCAAGGCCCAUUAAAGGAAUUCCAUGGGAAUGGCCCUUUCUUGAUAUUAGCUUUUUCCAGGAAAAUGAGACCCACAUUUGGGACAGUGAUCCAAUGUACAAUGAAUCAUUCAGCUACACAAAAGGCUUGAUUUUCCCCACAAAAAUGCGUCCUUUUCUGGGGUCUAUGUAUGCUGCACCGAGAGACCCCUUACGUGUUUUGCAAAAGACUUACAGUUUAGAAACUUGUGAAAGCAACGUUUAUGAUCAUAAGAGAGAACAAAAAGUGGCUGGUAUCCUUCAAAUGAAAGUAUCCUGUGAAACCCUGAAGUAUGAAAUACCUCUGGUACGACGGACAUGGCUACCUGAGGGCGUGAAUGAAACACUGUACAUUGGUAACAAUGCUAUACAAUCUGUAAUAGUUGACCAUUCCCCUUGACAUCAGCUUUAACAGAUAAAAAAAAAUACACUGAAAAAUAUUUAAAGACAAUUUUUUUCAAAGAAUUGAAGAAAAUAAGAAGAACAGUUAAAAGAGUAGGUAAUUUGCAUAACAGUUCUACCUAAGGCUUACUGUUGACCAACAUGGAUGUCCAUGAGCUCUGUUGGUCUCACCACGUUCUCAGUCAAGUUGUGCAUGGAUUGGUACUGUGCAUAUUAUUACUACUGUGCAUAAUGACAUUAUUACUGUGCAUAUGACUACAUGUUCUGUGAAUAUUAUUACGUGCCAAGUCAAUACUAUUACACGUGCUGUCCAUUUUAUUACAUGCAUUGUGGACAUUAGAUAUGUGUGGUAUAUAAGAUAUUAUAAGUGUGGCAACAAGUUAAUGGGCCUGUUGACUUGCUUUAUAAUUAGGCAGUAACAGUGUAUGAUUGAAAUAUAAGGAUGGAAAUAAAAACCACUAUAAAAUAAAUUCUAAUUUGAUCAGCAGAAAGAUAAAAUAAAUAUUUCCUACCAGGUAUCACACAACAAA
Molecule: messenger RNA, 2062 nt
Organism: Liolophura sinensis
Lineage: Eukaryota; Metazoa; Mollusca; Polyplacophora; Chitonida; Chitonidae
Exons: 1
Coding region: 460-1530 (356 amino acids)
Source: RefSeq, a predicted model, not a curated record